Megalopta genalis is the source of this 3238-nucleotide messenger RNA. Its product is annotated as UNC93-like protein MFSD11. The record is from RefSeq and is a predicted model, not a curated record. Lineage: Eukaryota; Metazoa; Arthropoda; Insecta; Hymenoptera; Halictidae.
GUGACUAAUGGAAAGUAGGAAACAGUAUUAGAGUUUAAUAAUUCAAGCUAAAUUGUUAUGCACGAAUGAACAUCUGAAAUCAGCUGUUAUACAAAUUGUAAUAAAUUGUUAUACAAAUUUCUAUUGUACAUAAAUUUAACUAUACACAAGUAAAAAGAGAUAUCAAUAUCAUACAGUGAUGUCAUAAUCAUUGACAUAAUGAUACUGACUGUCUAUUCUUAUGGAAAUUAUGUUGAAUAAACAAUUUUCUCAUAUGUUUAAGUGGUGUGUGUGUCUUGAAUUAUACAUUAACCCACAUAAGAGAUUCAAAAUUAAAUUCAUAAAUUAAGACAAACAGAUAAGGACAGAUUGUACAUAUGUACUUAUACCAUUCAGUAAGUAGGUUGUAAAAUUAAUCAACUACUCAAAUGUCACAAUAUCAAUUAUAUUAUUCGAAAAAUUUUUAUUGUGUUUUCCUAUUUAUUUGGCACUCCUUAAUUCUCAUAUAAAUAUAGAGCUAUCAAUCGUCAAGUUGACAUAAAGAUGCUACUCCCCUUUUAAUCCAGUGAGAUUCACUAACCAUUGUCAAAAGUAAAAUGUAUAAAAUAAAGUUGGGUGAAUGAUUGGUCAUCUCAUUGGUCAUCUUCACGCCAUUCUGUAAAAUGAAUAUCGGAAAGUCUUUGGAUGGAUAACUAGUCAGCCACAAUCUAAACUUGACAUUCGUGUUCUCAGGCGUGAUGAUUUCAUCACCUUGUAGUCCAGACCAUUCGAGCAAUUGCAUACCACACACUGCUUGGCCACAGCUUUCGCUAAAUCCUUCGUCGUCUCAGUUUUACCAGUUGCUGCUGGCCCUUUUGGUGAGCCACGAAAAUUUAAUUUCAAUGCUUCCAUCAGUGUUUCAAUGGAGUGAUCACAAAAACAUGGCAGUGUUACCUAGAUAUUCAAAAGCAUACAUUGCGCUAAUUGUGAUAAUCGAAACCGUGAUGCUAUUGUUCAGUCAGUAGUAUCGCAGCUAUGAUAUCCAUCGCGUCCUUCACUUGCUUUUCAAGGAGUUUGACCAUAUACCGCGCAUGAACAUUUAUGACUAUCAUCGCGUUGAUCGUUAUCCUAGCUCCUGCUACACGUUGCUACACAUCAUAGAUACGAUAAUAUCAUUUGUGGUUUUUCUUUACUGUCAUACAGCCACCAUCUGUUAACUAGACACAUACGGUUUUCAACUGUGAAACUUCAAAACGUGCGCGCGAGAAACUUCUAAGUUUCUUCAUUUAUUUCUCGAUUGGAAAUAUUUUAUUUAACGUAACCGACAUGAGAUUAAAUAGGAAUUUUAUAAAUGUGAUGUUACUGAGUUGGGGUUUCAUGUUGGUAUUUACCGCAUUUCACGCGAUGCGAAACAUUGAGAAAACUGUGCUGCAAAGUAUUAAGGAUGAAGAUCACAGUUUCACUGGCGACGCCUACACGAGUUUAUCCAUUACUUAUGCAGUCUUAGCCAUUUGCAACUGGUUAGCUCCAUCGUACAUCUCAAUAACAGGGCCACGAAUUGCUAUUCUAACUGGCGCUUGCUGUUUCAUCCUUUUCCUAGCGUCGUUCCUGUGGCCUCAGGAUGUUCUACUCUAUAUUGCCUCCUGUGUUCUUGGCCUUGGUGCUGCUUUGAUAUGGACAGGGCACGGACAGUACCUAACAGAGAACAGCAACGCCGAAACCAUGUCCAGAAACGCAGGAGUGUUCUGGACAGUCUUCCAAACGUCGAUGUUCAUCGGCAAUCUGUUCGUGUACUUCAUGUUCAGAAAGCCAAAAAUCGACGGUUCGACGAGGAUAAUCGUUUCUUGCGUGCUAACCGGCUUAUGCAUCGCCGGCACCUGCCUCCUGGCUACAUUAGGGAGAUCAUUACAGAGGCGGGUUCUGGGUGAGGCUGUAGGAGUCUCCAGCACCGACAAGAAAAUUCAAAUACCAGGACCUGCAAGAGAAAGGCCAUUGAUAGCUGCUUGGGAUGCGCUUAUAGAUGCGACCAGACUUUUCUUCACGCCAAAGAUGCUUCUGCUGUCCUUGACCUUUCUGUACACUGGUUUCGUGUUAACAUUCUAUUCAAGUGUUUAUUCAUCAAGUAUUGGAUUCACCAAGGCAAUUGGCGAAUCGCGUAAGAGUUUGAUAGGCCUCUCAGGAAUUUUUCUUGGAUUCGGAGAGGUCAUUGGUGGAGCCAUCUUUGGUAUUUUUGCAUCAAAGUUGGCUCACAAUUGCGGCGGAUGGUUGGUUGUAGUUACUGGCUGUGGUGUACAUCUAUUUGCUUUCAUCUCCAUUUUCUUGAACUUGCCAAACGACUCACCGUUUUCGGAGACCGACAAAGUAGGGUUCAUCACACCUUCACCAAUCUUAGCUAUGGCCGGAAGUCUUGCAUUGGGCUUUGGUGAUGCUUGCUUCAACACCCAAAUAUACUCAUUGCUCGGUACACUUUUUGCGAAACAGAGUGCAUCAGCAUUCGCGCUGUUCAAAUGUUGCCACUCGGUCGCGGCUGCCAUCAGUUUUGGCUACACCAGUCGUGUCGGCCUUCAUAUACAGCUUCUUAUAUUGACGAUAACUAUCGUCAUUGGUACCGUUACCUUCUGUUACGUCGAACGCAUUUCAAGAAGGGAAGCCGAUAACAACGCGACCGACACCAACCCUACUCUCGUUAAGUAGCAAACGGACUGUGAAUGUGCUCAACCAAUAAUUUGCAAUGAUUGAAAACGUUCUAUUUGCUCAAGAUUAUUAGAAUGGAAUAGAAUUAUACAUUUCAAACAUUUGAUUUUUUAAAAUUACUAACAGAAAGUGGGAAACAGUAUCAGUUUAAUAAUUCGAGCUAAAUUGUUAUGCAAAAAUAAACAUCUGAAAAUCAGCUGUUAUACAAAUUGUAAUAGAUUAUUAUACGAGUUUCUGUAUAUAUACAUUUACACAUGUAUUUAACAUACACAUAUGUACAUAUAUUUAACUAUACACAACUAAAAAAAAAUAUCAAUAUCAUACAGCGAUGUGAUAAUUAUUGGCACAAUGUUCUUGACUGUCUAUUCUUAUGGAAAUUUCAUUGAAUAAACAAUUUUUUCAUUAAGUGUCUUGAAUUACACAUUAUCCCACAUAAGAGAUUCAAGAUUAAAUUCAUAAAUGAAGUGCCCCAGAACAGACAGAGACAGAUUGUACAUAUGUAACUACACCGUUCAAUAAGUAGAUCGUAAGAUUAAUCAACUACUGAAAUGUUACAAUAUCAAUUAUAUUAUUUGACAAAUUUUUA